GUUUGCCCUCCAUCCUAAUGCAGUCGGCCAAUCGCAUUCAUUGUGUGCUCUCUGUUUCCUUGUUGUUGAGAGGAUUUAUCUCAAAGUUGCAUGAUUUGGCCACACUUCUUCGUUGUCAGCAUUGAGGAGGCGACACAGACCAAACGACUUUGCAGAAUUGCACAUAGAGUAUCGCGAUGGCUGAAGUGAAGCUGCACUAUAUCAAUGUCAGAGGCAAGAUGGAAUCAAUCCGCUGGCUUCUGACCGUGGCGCAGGUUGAGUUUGAUGAGUUUUUUCUAACAACCCGGGAGGAGUACCUCAAGCUGCUUAAUGACGGAGACCUCAUGUUCCAGCAGGUCCCCAUGGUGGAAAUAGACGGCAUGAAGCUCAUUCAGACCAAAGCCAUCUUGAAUUACAUUGCGGAGAAGUACAGUCUUCACGGCAAAGACAUCAAAGACCGUGUCAUGAUCAACAUGUACUCAGAGGGACUGAUGGAUCUGAAUGAGAUGAUCAUUACGCUGCCUUUCAGUACUGAUGAGAAGAGCAAACUGGACAUUAUUGAGACCAAAGCCAAAGAGCGCUACCUGCCUGUCUUUGAAAAGCAACUGUGUGAUCACAUUUACCUGGUGGGAGGUAAAGUCAGCCUUGCGGAUGUGCUGCUGCUCGAGUGCACCCUCAUGUUGGAGGAGAAAUUUCCUGGAAUCCUCGGUGACUUCCGCAACAUCAAGUCCUUCCAGGGUCGCAUGACACAAAUUCCUGCCAUCAGCAGAUUCCUGCAGCCGGGAAGCAAGAGAAAGCCCCAGCAAGACAAAACGCUCACAAAAACUGUCAAUGAAGUCUUCAACUACAACAUAAAAAUCCCAUGAAAUUCCUCUGCCACUCAAUGAACAAUGAGUCAACAUAUUGCACAUUUAAAGUCCAUGUGUGUAUUAGGAAUAAAACACUGCACUUCAUCAAAGGUCUG
Dunckerocampus dactyliophorus (ringed pipefish) is the source of this 943-nucleotide messenger RNA. Its product is annotated as glutathione S-transferase A2-like. NCBI's taxonomy places the organism in Eukaryota, Metazoa, Chordata, Actinopteri, Syngnathiformes, Syngnathidae. The record is from RefSeq and is a predicted model, not a curated record. Bases 177 to 845 code for a protein of 222 amino acids. The transcript is spliced from 8 exons. Gene Ontology annotation, molecular function: glutathione transferase activity. Gene Ontology annotation, biological process: glutathione metabolic process.